GGGAGCCCUGACCAAUAGCAAAGGCGGAAUUUUUGAAAUCUGACAACUGUAAACUGCUAAAAGGCAGAGAGGAGUUACUAAUGUCACAGCACUGAGACCAUUUUGCGCCUCUUUUUCGAACAUGGGCGACCUCUCUACGCCAGUGAGCCAAAGAUUUGGAAGUCGCUUAUGCGAGGAGGCCGAAAUGUCACCCUACAAUGAGUCUCCUUUCAUGAUUCCUCCAUCUCCUUUCAUGACACGACUCGGUCAUGGCACGGGUGUUUCGGUUUAUCGAUUCAAACGCGAACCGAGCAACAACAGCAUUAGAUCGCCUUGGGCCGUGAAAAAAGUAAAUAAGAAGGCAAGAUCAGGGAUAAGCGAACGACUCGCUCUAGAAGCAAGCAUUUUGAAACAACUGAAGCAUCCAAAUAUUGUCGGUUUUCGUGCCAUCUCGGGGAGUGUGGAUGGCGAUCUCUGCCUUGCAAUGGAAGACUGCGAGAGAGCUCUCGAAGACAUUAUCGAAGAAAAAGCGUAUCUGGAAGAAGAUUUCACUUACGAUGAAAUGCUGAAAGUUUCUUGGUCUGUUGCCAAUGCCUUGAGUUAUAUACACAACGAAAAAAAGAUCCUCCAUGGCGAUAUCAAAAGUGGUAAUGUUCUUAUAAGGGGUGAUUUUGAGGCUGUCAAACUGUGCGAUUUUGGAGUGGCGCUGUGGUUGAAUGAUGAUCUGAGCGGACUGAAAAAUCCUGGAGGUAGAUACAUCGGCACAGAGCCGUGGAAAUGUAAGGAAGCUUUGAAGGGGGGAGUUAUCACAGAUAAGGCAGACAUCUUUGCUUAUGGUUUAUUAAUCUGGGAGAUGCUAGCUUUGAAUGUACCUCAUGUGGACUUGCUUGCAG
This is a messenger RNA of Pocillopora damicornis (cauliflower coral), 872 nucleotides long. Its product is annotated as lymphokine-activated killer T-cell-originated protein kinase. Gene Ontology annotation, molecular function: protein serine/threonine kinase activity; ATP binding. Lineage: Eukaryota; Metazoa; Cnidaria; Anthozoa; Scleractinia; Pocilloporidae. Gene Ontology annotation, biological process: protein phosphorylation. The record is from RefSeq and is a predicted model, not a curated record.